Messenger RNA from Chelonoidis abingdonii (Abingdon island giant tortoise), 3138 nucleotides. RefSeq names its product cysteine-rich protein 1-like. Gene Ontology annotation, biological process: regulation of gene expression; intrinsic apoptotic signaling pathway in response to DNA damage. The record is from RefSeq and is a predicted model, not a curated record. NCBI's taxonomy places the organism in Eukaryota, Metazoa, Chordata, Testudines, Testudinidae. Gene Ontology annotation, molecular function: zinc ion binding.
GUAAACACGAUCUGACGCCAGCGCUUUUCUUUCACUGGCUCCCUAUCACCGCUGACACUGACAGCUCGAAACCUCUUCGAGAGUCGACAUAGCCUAAGUUAGACACAAAACUUGUUUGGGGGGGAAAUCUGUACUUGUGUUUCGAAGCUGCAAAAGGAAGAGAUGCCUCCCACUCCAGAGAGACAAACACUGGACUGGAGGGCUGGACUUUCAGCUCUGCCAACGAGGGUAUGUCUACAUGGCUAAAAACCCAUACGGCAGCAAGUCUCAAAACCCAGGUCAACUGACACAGGUUUGUGGUAUGGCGCUAAAAACACUCCUGCUCGGGUCAGAGCUCAGGCUCUGAAACGUGGGGGAAAAGAUCUGCAAAAGACGCAAGGAAGGCACUUUUGUGAUCAAAGAGACUUCUAUAAGCAGCAUCUGCACCAGAUAUCGCGAGUGCUGCCCAUGGGGUGAAGUUAAACUGGUUCCAGUGUUUCUCCUCUGGUGAUGGAGAAGCAGCAUUUCUUAAAGUCUGUGUUUUUGGUCCCAAAAGAUAAAUUAAUUAUUCCCGUAAUAAAGCCCCUGAACUCAGCUUCUUACACUACAUGGCUCUCAUUUACCUACAACCACAAUAUCCUGCUUCAAAAGCAGAACACGUCAUCAGCUUACUGUUGGCCAUGGUUUUCCUGUUGCUUUAGCGAAAGAAGGCUUUUUAUACUAGCUCUGCUCAACACUGUGUGCCGUGCUGACAAGCCGUGAAGAUGAUUUCAUAUUGUCCCAUAUGUGGAAAGCCUGUUUACUUUGCUGAGAGGAAGCGUUCUCUAGGCAAAGACUAUCAUCCCCUUUGUCUGAAGUGUUACCAGUGCAAACGGCAGCUCAGCCCCGGCCAGCACGCAGAGUAUGAUGACAAACCCUACUGCAAUCACUGCUACCUGCAGCACUUUGGACCAAGAGGAACAAGACGGCCAACGUCUCGCUCAUCUCUUGGGGCAGCUUCCUCUUCCAAAGUUCCAGUGGGAAACCUGAACAGCUCCUAGAUGGCCCUGCUUUAAUAUUCAAAACUCGGAGACUCAUUACUGGACUGUGAUAAAGUAGCAAGAUGGCAUUGUAUUUUUACCCACAGACUAAGAAAAAUGCAGCUGAAGAAGAAUGUUGCUUCUGAGAAUGACUGUCAUAAGAGAGCAUGCUUCUAAUCUGAAAUCCCUCCUACUGCAGAUUAAAAUUGUGCUGUGAUAAAUGAAUUUUAAUGAGCUACAAUGAAUUUUAAUGGGAUAUAUUCUUGUUUGUGUGAAGGGGACAUAUUCAUAGCAUCGAUUUGAUUUUCUAACAGCUUAGAAAUUGUUGGUUUACUCAUCUGUUACCUGAAUUGACACUGAAAUCUGUAAAUAAUGAUCUCUUUACCAGUAUAAUCAGCUUCCAGGUGGAAACUUUCUCAGCAAUGAUCGAUAGGUGUCUCCAAUUAUUCCCUGGCUGAACAGCUCAGAUGUACAAAUAUCUUCACCUCAUCUUCUCCAGUAGGGUAAAAAGCUGGAAGCUUGGAACCCAUUACUAUCAAUAUUUCCCCAGCUUUCUUCGCUGAAUCUGUCUUUGCCUGGCAGUUGUUGGGAAUGUCAGCACAUGCCUUGGGUUACUCUAGCUAAGAAAUGGUCAUCUCUGUCAUGGUGCACUUUGUCUUAGUGUGUACGUGAGUUGGAGUGGAUGGAACAGUAGGCCAGGGGUAUCAUUUAAGUCCUAAAAAGACAUUUGUAUGUCUCUGCAUUUGCCUCUAGUGGUUACCCUAAAUUCCUAUUACAACCAGGGUCCUGACUCAGUCCCCUGAACUUUAAGCAUGUGAGUAGGACCAUUGAUGUCCAUGGUCAGAGUCUAGGCUCCUCUGGUAUUGGUAUUUUGUUUUCCCCAUCAAGUAUUGUUCUGAUACAUAAAAUUACAGGCUAUUUUUGAAUUAACAUUGCUAAUUCAUAUAACUGGAGUUUAGUGGGUCUUUGAACCCCCCCUCAUUUUCCCCACAUUCUUCCAUUGUACUGAAUAAUCAGACCUGAAGGAAUUUCACAUCACUAAACACCCACCCACACCCCACUCAAAGAAAUACCAAUUCAUCUGCAUUUUUAUACAAAAGCAGACUCAAAUUAAUUAAUGGAAAGAAACUCCAGCAGAAUGGAAGAUGUGAUGUUCUCGUAUUGAAAUGCCUGGCUUAUUAAAUCUCUACUCCUUGCAAAAUAGAUGAUGGAUUUUUAAUGUGUGCGCUGGAUUCCAAUGAGCCAAAGUGAGGUUGAAAACUCCCAAUUACUGUAUUUUUGCCAUAGAUGUCAUUGUGAGUAAGUGGUGGUAUCAUUUCAAUAUGUGAAAUAGACUUCUCCAUUUCUGUUUCAAUGUGCAUUCCAAAUUUUCAGAGUUUCUUUCACUAUUAUGAAUCAUUCUCACCUUUUUCAGUCUAAUAUUUUAUGCAACAAGUUCCAUAACUCUUCCUUCUGAAAAUCAUACAAUCCAGUUGGCGGUUGCCUGGUAUCCUUUUUGAACUUAGCUAUUGGUGCAUGCAAAUGGUAAACACCAAGAGGAUGAUGUUGUUAGCAACUCUGAUGCAGUUAACUCGAGUUACAGAAUUGGAUAACUUUUCCUUGUAGGUGGCUUCAGUCUACAUCACAUCACAGGAUAGGCCUGGGUUCUCAAACUUCAUUGCACCACGACUCCCUUCUGACAACAAAAAUUAUGACGGGACCCCAGGAUGGGGGAACCGAAGCCUGAGCUCACCCGAGCCCCGCCACCCAAGGUGGUGGUGAUGGGGGAAGGGCAGAGCCAAAACCCCAUUGCCCUAGGUUGUGGGGACCAAAAUCCAAAGGCUUCAACUCCAGGCAGCCCCUGUAACCUUAGUCCCACUGCCCAGGGCCCCAGAAAGUCUAAGCCAGCCCUGGCAACCCCAUUAAAAUGGGCUUGCGACUGACUUUGGGGUCCCGACCCACAACCGCUGGGAUAGGCCAUUGCUGAUUGGCUACAAACAGUGUAUACAUUUUGUGUGUUUUUCAAAAAAAAAAAUCAAGAAAAAACGUCUAAAAUAAGUCACUGGGAUGCCAAAGGCUCUGAGUGUGAUCACCUAUCACCAAAGGCUAAAUUGUACAGCUGAUCCAAAAGGCCAAUUAUUUUUCAUGGGAAAUGAAUUUA